Armigeres subalbatus is the source of this 924-nucleotide messenger RNA. RefSeq names its product jerky protein-like. The record is from RefSeq and is a predicted model, not a curated record. Lineage: Eukaryota; Metazoa; Arthropoda; Insecta; Diptera; Culicidae. The transcript is spliced from 2 exons. Gene Ontology annotation, cellular component: nucleus. Gene Ontology annotation, molecular function: DNA binding. The coding region runs from base 1 to 924 and encodes 307 amino acids.
AUGGUUCGUAAAUACAUCCGUAAUAUGUUGUCCACAUAUUCCAAGGAAGCACUGAAUGAGGCUGCAGCUGCCGUGUGGGACAACCGAAUGUCACUAGCAGAAUCGGCUCGUUUCUUCAACAUACCCAAACCUACUUUGUUCCGGUACAUCAAAGGGCUGAGCGGAAUUAAAAGCAGCUCCAGAGGCAGAUCUACUGCCAUUCCUUUCGAAGUGGAAGCAAGGGUGGUAUCUUGUAUCAUGACUAUGGAGAAAAAAACUACCAAGACGCCGUUCGAGGACGACAUUCCAGGUGACGAUUACUUCCUGAAUUUCAAACGACGGCACGGACUAUCCCACAAAAAGCCACAGUCUGUCGCAGUUGCCAGGAAACGAGCUGCUGAUCCGUUCGUGAUCUCCGAAUAUUUUCAGUUACUCAAAGAGGUUACCCGUUACGUUCCUCCAGAGAGAAUCUACAAUAUCGACGAAACAAGCUUUUGUUUGGAUCCAAGUCGCAUCAAAGUGGUCGAUGCCAAGGGAAGGGCUGCUCACAGGCUGACUGCAGGCCCCGGAAGGGAAAACUACACUGUUCUCAUGGGAGGAAAUGCGUUUGGAGAGAAACUUGAUCCACUUAUCAUCUUCCAAGGCAAAAAUCUGUGGGACAGCUGGAUGGCUAAGGAAAAAGAUGAAUUCUCUGGCAUGACGUAUGCUGCUACUGAAAACGGUUGGAUAGAGAGCAGUAUUUUUUCCAAUUAUUUCCGAAGAAGUUUUCUAACUGGAAUUGGAAAAGAUCGUCCAGUGGUAUUGAUUUAUGAUGGUCAUUCCUCACAUGUUUCGCUGGACAUCAUCGAGUUGGCUUUGAAAGAAAACGUUGUCUUUUCUUCUUCCCCCGCACACCAGCCACCUUCUACAGCCAAUGGAUCUCUGUGUUUUCAAGCCAGCCACUGA